Messenger RNA from Beta vulgaris subsp. vulgaris (sugar beet), 1502 nucleotides. Its product is annotated as benzyl alcohol O-benzoyltransferase. NCBI's taxonomy places the organism in Eukaryota, Viridiplantae, Streptophyta, Magnoliopsida, Caryophyllales, Amaranthaceae. The coding region runs from base 143 to 1474 and encodes 443 amino acids. The record is from RefSeq and is a predicted model, not a curated record. The transcript is spliced from 2 exons.
UUUAACUUUUAUCGACCUACUUCUUCCACUAGCAUACAUAUAUUUGUUAUUAUAUAAAGACCUAAAGAGGCAAGUAUUAUUCAUACAACAAAAAACCUUACUAAAAACAAUCAUCCAACAUUACACUGAACAAGUGACCAUUAUGGCUCUUAUGGCGCAAGACACCACUCCCUUAGUGUUAAACGUAACACGAGGGAAGCCAGAACUUGUACGCCCAGCACAGCCUACGCCGCAAGAGUUAAAGCCGCUCUCGGACAUCGAUGAUCAAGAGGGCCUACGAUUCCAGAUGCCGGCCAUCAUGUUCUACCGGGCUGACCCUUCCAUGGAUGGGAAGGACCCGGUGAAAGUGGUAAAGGAUGCUCUCGCAAAGGCUCUUGUGUUUUACUACCCUUACGCAGGUCGGCUCGUAGAAGGGCCAACGAGGAAGCUCAGUGUCGACUGUACGGGUGAAGGUUUGCCCUUCAUCGAGGCUGAUGCUGAUGCCCGGCUUGAGGAUUUUGGAGAUGAAAUUCAUCCUCCAUUUCCUCUUGAGGACUUACUUUAUGAUAUUCCUGGCACUGAUGGAAUGCUUGGCACUCCUUUGAUUAUAGUUCAGGUGACCCGUCUAAAGUGUGGUGGAUUCAUAAUAGCCCUUCGAGCUAACCACUCAGUCUGUGAUGGCACUGGCGUAAUGCAAUUCAUGAAUGCAGUGGGAGAGAUGGGAAGAGGAUCCGAUACUCCCUCUGUCCUCCCUGUUUGGGAUCGAGAACGCUUAAUUGCCGGAGAAUCCCCAAAAGUAAGCUUCCCCCAUCCUGAGUAUGACCAACAUGAAGUUGAUCACCACUCUAAUGGGGAAGCCAACUUACUCCAGCAAUCCUUCCUCUUUGGUCCUACAGAACUUGAAGCCUUACGCCGCCAUAUUCCUCCGCACAUCAAACAAUUCUCCACCUUCGACAUCUUAAGCGCCUGCCUUUGGCGUUGUCGAACCAUAGCACUAGGACUUGACCCUAAUGAGGAAGUACGUUUGUGCUUUGCUGUUAAUGCAAGGACCAAGUUUAACCCACCUCUUGAAAAGGGAUACUAUGGUAAUGCUUGUGCGUUUCCAGCUGUAUGUGCUAAGGCAGGUGAAAUAUGCAACAACAAAGUAGACUACAUUUUGGGACUAAUAAGGAAUGCUAAAAGUGAAAUAAAUGAAGAGUAUAUGAGGUCGAUUAUGGACCUUAUGGUAACAAAAGAUAGACCACAUUUUACAGUGCGUCAGACCUAUGUGGUGUCGGACCUUAGACAUUUGGGAUUCGCAGAUGUGGAUAUUGGAUGGGGAAAGCCUGUUUUUGGUGGACCAGCAAGUAAUGGGUCAAUUCCAGAUGCAAGCUUCUUUAUUUCUUUUAAGAACAAGAAAGGAGAGACUAUGAUUAUGGUGCCAAUUUCCCUGUCUCCCCCAGUUAUGGAUGUUUUUGUUCAGGAAUUGCGAGAGAUGCUUAAAGUUGAGCCCUGAAUAAUCAAUUGUUUUUAGUAUUUUUGCA